This is a messenger RNA of Candida dubliniensis CD36, 1710 nucleotides long. RefSeq names its product serine C-palmitoyltransferase (gene LCB2). The coding region runs from base 1 to 1710 and encodes 569 amino acids. Gene Ontology annotation, biological process: sphingosine biosynthetic process; ceramide biosynthetic process. The transcript has a single exon. Gene Ontology annotation, molecular function: serine C-palmitoyltransferase activity; pyridoxal phosphate binding. Lineage: Eukaryota; Fungi; Ascomycota; Pichiomycetes; Serinales; Debaryomycetaceae. The record is from RefSeq and is a predicted model, not a curated record. Gene Ontology annotation, cellular component: serine palmitoyltransferase complex.
AUGGCGUCCGAAACUAUGGUAGAAAAAAAUGGGAAGCUUUACCUGAAAAAUAUUCCAAAUGCUCCAGAAGAUAAUAGACCUUUGAGUGAAAGAAGUGAACUAGAGUAUGGUAAAUUGACAUCAAAUGAAUAUUUGUAUGUGUCCAAACAUCCAUUGGGAGAACCAUUACCAACUCCUAUAGAUGAUGAGCCACCUUAUGCUAUAUUAAUUGCUACUUAUAUCAAUUAUUUAAUUUUAAUUAUCAUUGGUCAUACUCGUGAUUUUUUCGGGAAGAUCUUUAAACCUAAAGAAUAUGAACAUUUGGUGGAAAAAGAUGGUUAUGCCCCGUGGUAUGAUGGGUUUGAAAGUUUUUAUGUUCGUAGAUUGAAAACUAGAAUCGAUGACUGUUUUGCUCGUCCUAUCCAUGGUGCUCCUGGUCGUUAUAUUAAAUGCUUCAAUCGUUUUAGAAGUGGGAAAACUGGCUAUUUAUAUGAUGGCACAUCCAAAGAAUGCCUUAAUUUAUCAUCGUACAAUUAUCUUGGAUUUGCUCAAUCGAGUGGUGUUUGUACUGAUUUUUCUGUUAAAUGUGUUGAUGAUUAUGGAACUUCUGGUUGCUCACCAAGACUUUAUUGUGGAACUACUGAUUUGCACCGUCAAUGUGAAGAGGUCAUUGCUGAUUUUGUUGGUAAAGAAGAUGCUAUUAUUGUCAGUCAAGGUUAUGGGACCAAUGCCAACUUAUUUGCAUCAAUUGCAGAUUCUAAAACUUUGGUUAUAUCCGAUGAGUUAAAUCAUGCAUCGAUUAGAUUUGGAAUUCGAUUAUCGGGGGCUUCAGUCAAAGUGUUUAAACAUAAUGAUAUGAAUGAUUUGGAAAACCUUAUACGUAAUCAAAUUGCUCAAGGUCAGCCCAAAACUCAUAGACCAUGGAGUAAAAUCAUUGUUGCUGUGGAAGGGUUAUAUUCAAUGGAAGGUAACAUGUGUAAUUUACCAGAGAUUGUUAGAAUUAAAGACAAGUAUAAAUGUUAUUUGUUUGUUGAUGAAGCACAUUCUAUUGGGGCAUUGGGACCUGACGGAAGAGGUAUUUGUGAUUAUUUUUCAGUUGACCCAGCUAGGGUUGAUGUAUUAAUGGGCACAUUGACCAAAUCGUUUGGUGCCACCGGUGGAUAUAUUGCUGGUGAUAAAACAUUGAUUGAAAAAUUGAGACUUAAUUACAUAAGUCAAAGUUAUUCGGAAGGAGUGCCACCACCGGUUUUAGGGCAAAUUAUUUCCUCUUUAAAAGUAAUCAAAGGUGAAUUAAAUCCUGGUGAAGGUAAAGAAAGAUUACAAAGAAUUGCAUUUAAUUCUCGUUAUUUAAGAUUGGGAUUGAAAAAAUUGGGAUUCAUUGUCUAUGGAGCUGACGAUUCUCCAGUGAUACCAUUUUUGUUGUUUGUGCCUUCUAAAAUGCCAGCGGUAUCUCGUAUGCUUUAUGACAUGGGUAUAGCAGUUGUUAUUGUUAGUUAUCCCGCGACCCCCUUAACCAGUGCGCGUGCCAGAUUAUGUGUCAGUUCGGCAUUGACCAAAGAAGAUUUAGAUUAUGUGUUGACGAAAAUUAGUGACAUUGGUGAUUUGGUGUUUUUGAAAUUCAGUAGUGGUAUUGCUGGUGGAUGCAAAGUCCCUGGCGAACCACCUCGGUGGUCAAUUGAAGACGUUUUAGCUACUAAUGUCGAAGAUUGUAAGAAACCAAAACUAAUGUAA